Aspergillus tanneri is the source of this 6774-nucleotide messenger RNA. RefSeq lists its product as uncharacterized. The record is from RefSeq and is a predicted model, not a curated record. Bases 1 to 6774 code for a protein of 2257 amino acids. Gene Ontology annotation, cellular component: nucleus; Cul8-RING ubiquitin ligase complex. Gene Ontology annotation, biological process: double-strand break repair via homologous recombination; replication fork processing. NCBI's taxonomy places the organism in Eukaryota, Fungi, Ascomycota, Eurotiomycetes, Eurotiales, Aspergillaceae. The transcript has a single exon.
AUGGAAUCAUGGCGGGAACGAGGAUUUGUACCGGACUCGGACGCCGAAGGGGAGCUCGACAGUCAGGAUACAAAGGAUGUGAUUCAGGAUGUUGAAUAUGGAGACGAGAUUGUGCUGGUAAAUGCAGUGUCUGCACGUCCCUUAAACGAGACAGUCCCGGCCUCUCAGGAUGAAGAUACCAAUGAGGAACGCCCUUCCUCUUUGGAUGCCAAUGAAGACAAUGAUCGGUUUUCGCAAUCAAGCCAUGAUGUCCUAACUACAGCACUCGCACAAAAUAAUGACGAUGGGGACUUUACGCCGAAGGCAAGAGGGGAAAACAUGGAGCACGCUGCAGGAUUGCAGACGGGGUCCGUGGACGAGGAUACGAUGGUGGAUGAAAGGAUGGAUAACAAUGCAUCUCAAGAACUCUUGGCUGCUCCAGAGUCAAGUCCACCGUCGACGCCGCGGGCCGCGAAACAAAGAGACGUGUGGGACAUUCCGUCGUCUUCUCCGGACGAACUACAGGCCGGCUAUCACCCUUUUCUCCGGAAGCAGGUCCCUAUUUCACCUUCACCAAGGGAACCAACUGAUAGCCAGAGACGGUCAGAAGAUGAUGGCAAUGAUGACCACUCUCCUAUAUCGUCCCCGCCCUCAUCACUUCACUCUUUACCUUUGAAUGAAGCUGAUGGCCAGGUUGACAAGGAUGGGACGGAUCAGCCACCAAGAAAUAAACAAGAGGAUCUGCUAUCUCCGCUCGAAAUCCCAGAAGACGUCCUGCAAGAAUUGGCUCAGCCGUCAAGGAGAUCCCUGCGACAGCGCAAUCCUAUCCAGUUGCAUCCUUACCUACUGGAAGACGCGAAGUAUCAAACUCUUAUGAAGGCAAGAGGCAUCAGGCCAGUACGUAUAGCUCAGUACCAGGAAGCAUUGCGUGUGGCAAAGGAGAGUCAGGGCCAUGAUUUUGUUGAUAAUGCUGAACCACCAUCGAGUAGCCCUACGGCGGGAAUUCCAUCUGCAGAGGUCAGUUUUGGACCUGAGAAGAGCCCUCAGCGUCAUGCACAACAUUUAUCUCCUACCCGGGAGAAUUCUCCAGAUGGUAUUAGGGGCCCGAAGAGACGCAAGAUAUCGAGGCCUGGUGAUCAAUCUCGUCCGCAGCAUUUGGCUCGACCUCAGAUGAUCGUCGAUAAUUCAUCUUCGCCUUUCCAUAUGGAAGAAAAUUCAACCCACAAUGUGCCUCCCAGUCCACCCCGCUCUGGUAGCCCGUCUCCGCAAGUCACACAGACUUUCAAGGAGUUCAAGUUUCCCCGAGGGUUUAUCCCACCGGCGUUAAACAAUCAUAGCUCGUUGCCGAGUCAAGUGGAAAAAGAUGCCGGCGAUGAAGCGCAUGAUAUGGAUUUAUCCGACGGCGGUGACAUCGCUGAUGUCCAGUCGACAGCAACUCAAAGUGACUAUCCUGAUGAAAGAGAUGAGGAUGCGCAUGAAGAAGCUGUAAGGCAACUUCAACGUCGAAUAAAAGGUGUUCUUCCGGCUUCGUGGCUGCGAUUGGACCAACAGAAGCAAAAACACUCUCGGUUGAGCUCUACUCAGCGAAACCAUGACAAAGCAGCUCGGCUGGAGAAUGCGAAGGGCGUUGCCAGAAAAGUCACCAAACGGAAUGAUUCUGCUACACCCUUUAGUGCAAGAGGGCAAUUGGCAUCACUGGAGAACCUUGCUGACCGUGAUAGCAGCAAUGAAAGUGGAGACGAUGAAGUCGGUGGCCACAUUAAUGCCCGCCAGGCAUUAGCUAAUCUAGUAGGCUUUGACGAUCCAUUCCAUGACGAAGAUCUGGGAGAUGAUAUCCUCGAAGACAAUCGCAUUGACUACAUGUUCCCAAUUGCAACACGCGCGACUUCAUCCCGGAGUGAAAACCAGGAAAAGAAGCGGUCGAGGCCAGAAGGGAACAGUGCUCGGAUUAAUACUUACUCUAAGCGAUCUCGCCUAAAAAGACAAACUCGACUUACGGACCCGAUAUAUCCAUCACGAAGCGAAAAACAGCCUGCCCCAGCCCCUCCUAGACUUAGCCUAUUGGAUGCCCCUGAUGUUGCUAAACCUCAAAGCCGACAGCCUCAAUUCCUUAGAGUCGCGGCGCGCAAAGUCCGAUCUCGCCGAGAUAUGGGAAGACAUAGUCCUGGCCGCAAGGUCUUCAGGCUGAGUUCGAGGUUGGACACAGAAGAUGCUAAUGCUUCCUUACGUGAAUGGCAUACAGGGCGCCUUCGACAAACCAAGUUGCCGAAACCCCAGGUGAUGGCUCGGACACGACAACCUUUGAUGGAUCUUGCUACAAAUAAAAGUGAUCGACUCGAUAUUGACCAGGCCCGAGAUACAAUAGAAUACCCUAUAUCUGAUGCUGGAUUCGAGACUCGAUCUGGGGAGAGCGGGACCGUUGAAACCUCAAACACAACACCGACCCCAGCUUCAGGACAUAAUGAUAUACCCCCGAAGUCUGCACAACGUGACCAAGGAAACAAAUGGAUUGUCCGUAGAAAUGUGGCCGUGUCAUCUUUAAAGAGGAAUGUUCCGAGGCCUGUGGCACCAGAGCCAGCUAGUACUGGCAACUAUAUGGGAUCAAGCUCAUUGCCCCUUAAUCGGUCUCUUUCAUUGUUCAUUAGCGGUAACCGUCACAAACACUUGCCCAGGGCUUCACUUCAAAAUCCGGUUAUGCAACGAUUUCUUACCAACCACACUGCCCCUGUUGCCUAUGGUCCCCUAAUCGCCACAGCGAAAACAUCGAGCAAAUUACAUGAUGAACUACCAGGGACCCACGCCCAGGGAUCACGCCGUCAAAGGCGAAAACGGCCUCCUAAACGAUUGGAUGUUAAUAUGGCUGAAAACCAGGAGACGAUUUCGUUUGUGACCCCAGAUCCAGAGCCCUUGGAUGCCAAAAGCAGGGAUAUUCAACCUCGACCCCGAGAUUUUGGUGGUCUCAAAGGGUUCCAGAGCUCAUAUACUAUAGAUUUCAAUGUCUCUCCCCUAUUUCCGGGGACGUUCUUUCAUGAGACUACGUUUAUUGGCAGUACCGAGUUUGCCCAGUCUCUCGAGAUAAGCAAGCGGGACCUAGACAAAGAUGGGGGCUUUUUCUCCAUGAAGGUCGGUCACCAGAGUUUCCGAUGGGGUCCUUGGAAUGAUAGUGUAUCAUCCGAGCUUGGUAUCGCUUUUGACGCCAUAAUUGAGGAUGUCGAAAAGCAUGAAGCGGUCGAGGCUACCGCCGGUCACCUAUGCAGACGAGGGAGCAAUAUAUAUCGAAGCUUAAUUAAAUACGUUACGGAAACGAUGGCUUUCAUCGACCCCAUCGACAGGGUUGGUUUCAUAAAACGAGUCCAUGUCCUUAUUUCCAAGCUCAACGACAACAUAACGCCCGUGUCGUCAAUGCCGCCUCGCGAUCUGGAACACGUUGCAAGCAUUUCUUCUUACAAUCUUGUGUUUGCGAACCAAGCGUUACAAAUAGCUCGCAAUGCUCUUGUUGAUGCAGGCAUUGCAAACGAAGCCUUAGAGCUUGUCAGGGUGGCCUCUCAUCCUGUCAUACUAUUUGUUUCAAGCCCAGCAGGACAGGCAAAUAUUUCCAAUUUUCUCCAAGCCUGCAAGUCCCGUGAAGCGCGGGAAUCAGGGAUCAGAGACAAUUACUCGGUUGUUGAGGCUUAUGUCAUUGUUCAGAAGGUAUUAGGCCGUACAGACCUUCUCAAGUGGUACUUUGGUGAUUUUGUGGCCGAAGCAUACUCAAUACCUAAGGCAGGGGAUUCCGACACUUCGAAAGACAUUGAAGCCCUGGAAAGUAGAUGGCAUCGAAUAUUCAACAUUCUCCCCUUGAGCGAAAUCGACGUUUUUGGAAUUGCACAAGUCGGGUCACGUUUUAAGGAGAGGCAUGACAACUGGUCGGCAAUCCAGGCCUUGCUACGACCGGUGUUAGAUGUCUAUGAUCGCAACUCCGUUACACCUAUCUCGUAUAACAAUUAUUGCCGAGCUCUGCUCCACCGGUGCUUUUACCUCAUUAACAGUUGGGGCUGGCGCGAUUGCAAACCACUCCUGGAUACGCUUUAUGAUUUUUUCGCCAAAAAUACCCUAUACAAUCUGAAACUUGAAGAGAACUACACAUCCCCGGCUUUCCUCGAUGAACUUGACCGCAAUCCUUCUCUUGAAGUCAAGACAGGGGAUCCAUGUUUUCAUAUAUUCCUGAAAAUUAUUGCAAGCGGCCUGCGCUACUUGUCAAAGGCAUAUGAUAAGAAAAGGGUCCGGAAUUUUGCAUGGCGCCUGUUACCUAACCACGGCAGAGUGUAUCCCAAAGACCAGUCUAUCCAUCAAACAGACUUGGACGCUCUGAGGAACCACCAUGACCUUCUCUGCACUUUGUACUAUUCUGUUCCUGAUGGAUGUCGGCCUCGACUUGAAGCAAUAAAGAACCUUGUGCACCCCGCUAGCUCUCAUCGUGAAACAUGCAAUAUCAGUCUGCGGUCUUGGUCCAGGCUUGUUCGUUUCAAACUCUCCACAGACGAGGAUGUAUCUGGGCUGGAACCGUUUGCCGACUGGCAUUGCUACUUUGUUUCCGAAUUGUUGAAGCAACAUACCUUUGCCCGAAGGGAGGUGGAGGCCCAAAACACCGGUGGAAACCAAUUUUCUCACAACUUGAUCGAGCGGACAAUCUCACAGAAUCAACGUCAAAUCGAAUCGUUGCUGAAAUCCUCUCUUAGUGGCUUGCAGAGUGCUAUUCGGUCUGCCCCGACAUUAGACCACGCCGAGAAACUUGUCUCCAAGGCACCUGUCCCAGCAGUAUUGGGCCUUUUCAACUCCAAGCUGGCUCGCGUGAAUAGUACCGUAACCGAGGCCCUACGGGUGAUAGCGGCUUAUAUGGAGAAAUGCCGCUCCCUGCAUACAGCAGCUGCGGGUGUCGUUUCAGUCACCGCUGACGAAGACAGCCAAGAAUUUGGAGACUGGACGGACAUUGAAGCCUUGUGCGGCGCAGAAUGGUCACCAGUGCGGCCUGGAAUUGAGCACGUGGAAAAGGUUUUCUAUCCAGCUGUGUCCCGGCUUGUUUCUAACUGUUUCGGCGAGGACAAUUGCCCAGAAGACGCAUUACUUUUGGAUGCCAUUGAUUGCUGGACUUCUAUCGCAGAGGUGCUCGUGAAGUAUGGGAUACGGCACUGGGACAACUACCUUAGCCCUUACGAUAGUGACUCUUGGGCAACACUUCGAGCGACAAUGCAGACUAGAAAAUUUACGCCGAAGUUCUUGGCCAGUUGUAUCGAGAAAGACCCUCGGUUUACUUCCGAGUGCAAACUCCAGGUCUUUGCCUUGUGGAUGUCAAGUUUGGUGGAAAGAGAGUCGAUACUCAAGUUCCAACAUUCCCUAACGGAGGCCUUGCUGAACCAAGAUUCAACGAAUCCCGUGCUACAGAACCUGCCAUUUUCGAGGGAUCAAAAAGAUGGGCGAUUUUCAAUUACACCGGAUGACUUCAAACAGCGUCGAGUGUCUCUCAUAUCAAGUCUCCUGUCGAACAUGCGUGCGCAUCUGCAAGACCUGGAAGAACGACGAAGCAAAGACCUUUUAACAACCAAGCAAGAAUGCAGGGAACUUGUUCAAAACAUGAUGUCGUCGAUGAAGGCAAACUACCGGGAGCUAGGUAGCGGCGAAGCAAGUGCGCAAGGCGAAUAUGUUGGCUUCGUUCAUCGCGUCGUUGGUUUCCUGCAACAGCAUACAAGAGACAUUUGCCUUAUCGACCCGUUUUUCACUGAUCCAACAUCAUUUCCAUUACCCUCGACAGACCCCACGUACAUUGUGGCGAGACUCAAGAGCUACGAACCGAAGCUUUCCUCCGAGAAGGUCGCAAAGACGCUGAUCACGUUCAUCCAGGGCGUCUCCGAAAGAGCCGCCAUUGAUGGUCAACAGAACUAUCUUGUUGAGCAGAUGCAUGCGUCUAUGGCAGAUUCUUAUGAAGCUGGUGAUCCGAACAAGCCUACCCUGAGGGCAAUACUGAUUCAAGCGGUAUUUCCGGCUUACCUGGAGACUGUUUUUAGUAAUCCAGCUGCAUGGAUAUUCUGUCGACCGAUUAUUCAUACCGUGUCUCUUACUUUUGAAGAACUGCUUUUCAGUCUGGAUACUAUGGAUCGCAGCUGCGUUUCGUCGAUACUGGGCAUUUUCAACGUCGUCUUUAGAUCCACAUACCGUGCGCUGAGUACUAUAAUCCGAAGACUAGAGAUGCUCAACGAACCCCCCGUUGCGCUCACUGUUGCUUCUUUUAUCCGAAUGAUCAGGUCUUCUUUGCGGGUCGUGGAGUAUGUCGACAGAAUCACUAGCGAAGGCGAGAGUCUCGUUUCACAGGUCCGCUUUUUCCGACAAUUCGUCCUCCUUGCUGCGUCCCACCUGCACAACCAACUCCAGACCGAUGAUCUAGGAGGGUUGAGCCUGUCGUCCAACGCCUUUGCCGCAAGAGAUGGAGACGACACCCCCACCACUGUCCCCAAGUUCUUCCAGAAGAUCCGCCAGUCUGCCGUCCGCGAAUUGCAAGCGUACGUGAACGAGAGCUGGUCCCGACACCGAGGGAAAUACUACUUUACGCGACGUGGUGGCCAGCAGCCGCAGGAGGUCAGUAUUGGACCGGAGGUGGCUGUACAGCUGGAACAACCUCCCGCGACGGUAUUUGACGAUGCCGCUCUGGCAUUCUUUAAUGCCCUCGAGACACUGGGUCUUCUCGGAGAUUCGGACCAGACCCAGAUCCCAAGAAACAGGUAUAUGAGCAUGGACGAGUCAUGGCCGCUUAUGAUUUUUUAG